UUGGCCGGUAGCACGUCGCUAUCCCUUCGAGAAUUAGCCGCUCAACAAUCAGUGGUGUCUCAACGUGUCUAUAUUAAACACGCUGUACAACGCUAAUUAUCAUUCUGUCUUUUAAUCUAUCGCAUCGUUAUUUCGUUCGGAUAAGAUGACGAGCAAGAUUCAAACAAGUACACCAAUCAGUUUCCCCAAAUCGGGGAAUAAUUCUGAGAGAAAUUCAUGGCUGAAUCAGGAUGUAACACAGCAGCUUUAUCGCAAUACUUGGAAUAAAUUUAAAAGCCCGGAGAAGGCGUCGUCGCCUUGGGAUGCAAUUGAGGGACCGAAAUUCGUGGAUUUCGAGGACGCACCCGGUGAACCUCGUGAUUCAUAUUUCGACAGGAGGCAGUCUGAUUGCCCAUCGCCACAGAGGAAAGAGCAGAUGGUGUUGCCAACGUCUGAUGAGACCAUGGAAAUUGUGAGCUCCUUCAAGUCUUGUUCUAUAUCAGCCAUUGUGGAGACCAAUAGUGAGGUUGAAGAUGCAACUUUGAUCGCGGAUGAGACUCUCAAUGAGAACGAUCACUUUCAGUCUCUUGAAGCAAUGCAAGAGAGUUUCGACGUUGAUAAAUCGAAGUCUGAUCGCCGGAUGUCCAUCGUGAAACCCUUCAGUUUUGAGCUUCGCGAGAAAGAGAAUCAACAGAGAAGAGAAUCUCGUCGGGCAUACUAUAAGAUGUUGACUGAGAGGAUGUCUUUUCAUUCCUUCAAAGCCAGACCGGCGCCAAAAAUCCAUCAACGUUCUACUACAGUCGUCAACACCACUGAGACUGAAGUUAAGCUCGAGACUACACCAAGGAGAAUAAUCCGUGUACCGAGGAAGACAGACGUUAAUGCAAAUAAAGCUGACGAGAAGAUUGAAAAGCCCAAAACAACAGUGCGGGCUCCAAAGCUGGAGAAACCGAGUGGAAAUCUCUCUCUGCAGAAAGCUAAAGGUGCCACGGCUUUGGUUCAACCCCAACAGGCAGCUGCAACUGGGUGCAAUCCAUUUACGGUUCAGUCGAGAGCAAAGAGUGUAACUACUUUGGCCCAGCCUCGACAGACACCUGCAACUGCCUCCAAUCCAUUCGUAGUCCAGCCAAAAGCUAAAAGUGCAACAUCCCAUUCGUCUCCACAUAAAGUUAAACCCGCAUCCAAUCCAUUACCAUCGCAUUUAAAAACUAAGAGUACUCUUCAGCCUCAGCAUGCAGGGAAAACUUCAUCGAAUCCAUUCUCACUGCAAACGAAAGCUAAGAAUGCAACAAAUCCGUUCCAAUGGCAAAAAUCAAAGGACACACCUUCCAAUGUUCAUGUGAUUAGGAUUAAGAAGCCAACUGGACAUUCCGGUGAUGUCCAAGACGGGGGAAAUUCUGCACUUCAUUCAGUUCAGAGUAAGAAGCAGAAGCCGUUCCAAGUGUCUCUUCCACACCGUAAAAUUGAAAUCCCAAAGGGGCCUGAACUGAUGACUGCUAAACGUGCACGUGAACGACAGCAAUUCGAGGAGAAAAUGAGGGAGAGAGAACGUCAGAAAGAAGAAAUUAAGAAAAUGGAAGCAGCGGCUCAGCAAGCUCGAGAGCAGGAGGAAUAUGCUCGUUUACGCAAGCAAACUGUAUUCAAGGCUAGACCUGUUCCGAACUUCAAGAAUGUCUUACCUCCAGUGCAGAAACGUCCACUCACUGAGCCAAUGAUGCCUAUCUUCGUAAAACGCCGUCGUUGUCGUUGAUUCAGGCAGCAAUACGAAGACCAGGGAAUGAUACUAGUGAUAAACAGUCUAUGUAAAUCUGCAAUAUUCUAGUGUACGUAUUAAUCGAAUCCAUCUGAGAGUAACUAAAUGAGAGGAUCAUUUCAUCGCGAGCAGUUUCAAUGCAAAUAACGUUGCUGAAGUUAUAAUCUUCAUGUUAAGUAGUGUUAACGGACGAUACAGUUUUCAACUGUCAUCAAAAUAAAUGUUUUUUUUUAGUUUA
Diachasma alloeum is the source of this 1970-nucleotide messenger RNA. RefSeq names its product targeting protein for Xklp2. The coding region runs from base 146 to 1729 and encodes 527 amino acids. NCBI's taxonomy places the organism in Eukaryota, Metazoa, Arthropoda, Insecta, Hymenoptera, Braconidae. The record is from RefSeq and is a predicted model, not a curated record. The transcript has 7 exons.